Nerophis lumbriciformis (worm pipefish) is the source of this 441-nucleotide messenger RNA. Lineage: Eukaryota; Metazoa; Chordata; Actinopteri; Syngnathiformes; Syngnathidae. The record is from RefSeq and is a predicted model, not a curated record.
AUGUCCUUUUGCGAGAUCACGCCCACUCUGUUUCUGGGCGGGGCAGACGCCGCCUUGAACGGUAUCCUCCUGGCCCGCAAGGGCGUCACCCUGAUCGUGAACGCCACACUGAGCCACUCCUGCCCGCUGUACCCGGGCGUGGAGAUCCUUCAUGUCCCCGUUCGUGACCUGCCCGGCGCUCGUCUCGGGGACCAUUUUGAGCCAGUAGGCCGCCGUAUCCACGGUAACCGCGCGGGGGCCACUUUGGUGCACUGCGCCGCCGGAAAAAGCCGCUCCCCCGCCCUGGUGCUGGCCUACUUGAUGAGGUACCACGGACUCACCUUGUGUCAGGCCCACCGGCGGGUACGCAACGUCCGACCCUGCGUUAGCAUUAACGCCGGCUUCUGGGAGCAGCUUCUCAUCUACGAGAAGCGCCUCUACGGACGCAACACCGUUAAAAUG